GAAGCUGAAGCAACGUGCGAGGUUAUGCGUUAAGCCUCUUGACGUACGUGUCGUCGGUUUUGUGAAUUUGGUGUCGAAAAGGCGUGGAAACUACCUCUCCUUUAUCCUUUCUCUCGUUCGAGACGGAAUAUUCGAGUUGAAGAGAGGAAAGAAAUAUUUUUUUCGAUCGGUUUUAACGAGUUAUCUCCUACGAUAUUUUCAUCGAUUCGUUAUCUGAUUGUGGAAAUAGCUAAUUUUAGAUGUAACUUUGAACAUUUUUCUUCUUUUCGUCGAUUGCUUGUAAUUGCGUGAUUCUCUUUGUUGUAAUUGGAAUGAAAAAAGUUGAAAAAAAUUAUCUUGCCCGUUACCUUGUAAAUACGUCUUAAUAUUUGAGGUUAACCUUUGCAAUCGAGAAAUGUAUCCCAGACGUUCUUAUAAUAAUUUCGAAAAUUAAUUUCUAUACACUUUCUCCGUUUUAUUAUCUGACGCACAUUCGUUCUUAAUUCAGCUAAGUAAAGAAAUUUAAUUGCUUUUCCUUUGAAUUAAAGAAAUAGAGAAUCUGAAUUCGAUAAAGCUAAGUUAACCUAUACCGUGUUUCCUCCACGGAGAAAUAAAGAUAGAAAGUCGACUUGCAGUGUAUAACCCUUGUAAAUUUAUGAUUCUAGUACAAUAAUAUAUAUAUCAACAACGUAUUUAUCCUACUUACACCAUGCAUUUAACACCAAUUAUAACGAAAAAGAACAUUAUCAAGGAUAAGCAUACUUUUAUCGUGUCUAAACAAAUACGAACCAAUUCUUUCGAUCGACGAAUCGUUUAUCGCGUCCAAAAAAACAAAAGAAAGAGAGGAUUCGAUGGAUGGGAGAUGACAGGAUUUAAUGCGGAAGUUCGUGCGCGAUAACGAAGGGGAAACGAGAUCGAGGAUAAGAGUUGGCGUUCGGAUGCUCGGUUGGAGAGGCGGCGACAACCCGCUUCUUUCCCAUUUGCUUUCGAAACUUUCGCUCAUUGUUAAACGGCUUCACGCUCGAAUUCUCUACGUGGACAUCCCGUUUCGAUCUCUAUUCGACCGACUGUAUGCGACGACAAUCGUGCGUGGAAAAAAGCGUUAUGGCUUUUAAAGAGGGGAUCGUUUCUACUGCGAUUUGCAUUCGAAUGGUGCGGGUACCGUUAUCGCAAUUGAACGAGUUUGUGAACGAUUAGUGAACGAUAUCGAUGAAAUUGAGGAAGAAAAAUGCGAUGAGAUUCGAUCAUCGUUGGAAUCGGAAGACGUGAAGGUGAAAUCGUGAUUCGAAAUGAGAAAUUCGAAGCUCGGUUUUAUAGAAAUUGUGCGAUUGUGCGUAUUUGAUAUGAUAUGAAGCGUAUAUGGAAUAACACGAUAAAAAAAAUUUGGCAACGCGUUUUGUAAAAGCAUUGUAGCGACAGGAUUGUUGUCGCGUCGCGGAAAUGAAACAUCGGUGACAUCGAUCAGUGUUAUGCAAAUUUUAGCGGUAAUAUUCCAGCUUCCGUGUUUUGCUCAUUUAAAUUCACGUGACUCUUUUUUCUCUUUCUCUAAAAAAAGAAAAAUCAAAAGGCAUCGCGCAACAGUCAUUCUUUCGAUGCAUUCAAGGUAAAUACAUUCAGAACCGAUCUCUUCGAAGAACCAGGAUUAUAUAUUUUUCGUAAUAGAAAUAUCCUGAAAUAUUUGAAUUUCGACAACUAAUGAAGUUGCUUCUUUGUUCAAUCAUCGAAUACGCGUAAGACAGUUGGAAUCGAAAAUAUGUUAUUCCAACUUUCUACGUACAAUACAAAAUCAUCGCUCUCGAAAUCCAAACACCUCCAAGCAAACCGAACCGAAGAUCUCGUUCGAGGAGAUCGCGAUACGGCUAUAUCGGUCUUGAAAAUGGCAAAUUUUCACGUUUCAUCGCGAACUUUAUUAAAAGAGGAAAGAAAGGAAAAUAAAAGAGGAGAAUUUUCGAGAAGAGACGGGAGAGCCGGUAGAGCGACGCAAGACCCACGUCACGUCGCGUCCAUCGAGGUGGGGUGCAGCCGUUCGUCGUCGGUUUCACGGCGAACAUCGAAGCGAGUUGCGGCGAGCGAACCGAGCCAGUCAACCUGAAACCGCGAACAACCGCGACAUCGCGUGUCUCGUUGCUCCGCGCGCGCACUCGAUGGCGCCAGCCCUCCUCCUUUUAAACGCCUCCUGUAAACAUUGCGAUUUCGCCGCGGCCACCGAUGGACACACGCGAUUCACGGCGCGCAAAUUGGACCUCGUGGCUGUGAUCGUUGGUUAACAGUGGCGGCGGGAGUGUUAACGCGCGUAGUGUGGAUUUUUCGAAAUCGAGGCCAGGGAGUAAAUAGUAACGAAAGUUGGAAAGAAUUAUUCGCAUCGAUCUUUCGAAUUAAAACACCGACCUUGGGAGGAAAAAAGAAGUGCGCGGCCCCGUGAAGGAAAUCGCGUGGUGACCGAAAUCUCGGCUAAAAUUCGAGGAGGAGAAGGAGGGGGAGGGGGAGGAGGCGAACCGCGGCCCGAAGAGAUCGGAUGGAAAGCGAGGCGAGCUUCGAUCGAUCGUUUCGAAGGAAGGGAAGAAGAACCGGUCGGUGGGAAUCGAGGAUGCGGCGAAAGCUCGAUUCCAAGUUCAAAGGAUAGGUGGUAUCGUGUCGAGCGUGUUUUGCUUUCGCGUUGCUUAUCCGUGGAAAGUCAAACGUAUCGAGGGAAAAGCGAGGAGGGAGGGAGAGAAGGGAAGGACACACGGAGACUUGUUGCACGCCGCGGACUUUCACAUCGUUCUUUCCUCUCUCGAUUCACGAUCACAAAAAUUACUAAUCGUCGGCUAUCUCGUGUACGGGGAGAGAAGGGAAGGAUGAAUCGAUUGUUGAUUUCGAUCGAUCGAUCGUCGUCGAUGAAAAUUGUAAACGCGCGUAAAAUGUGGUGAGGGUGAGAGGGGAGGGGAGAAGAAGAUGGUGGUACGUGGUGGAACUAUAGCCAGCGGGCUACGACGCGACUGUUCGAUUGUCUUUAUAUAAUCGGGAGAACGGAUGGAAUUUUGUUGUUGUUGUUGGACGUGAAAGAAAGAAAGCAAAUGGGUGGAUCUAUGAGGGGAGGAGACGGUUGAAAUUUUUUCAGUGAAAUCGUCGAAGCGAAGUUUUUUUUUCUUUUUUUUUUUUUUUGGCAAAUCGUCUCUUCCGUCUCGAUUAUCGAGAAAGUGAUUUCGAGUGCGCGAAGGUUUGUGAGUUAUGAGAUAGAUGGAUACGAAAAUUGAACGAGCGAGUAUAUAAGUAAACAGGUGAAAUAUGAGAUAGCUGAUAGAAGAAAGUGCUACUUAAAAUAAAUGUUAAUUGAAUGGCAGUGUGUUUUUUUUUCUUAAAAAAAAACUUGAGCCAAAGCUAGAAAAUACUUUGCUUUCACCAAAAUAUAUCCAUCGUGAGAAACUUUAAGUAGCUCGAUACUCUCCAUUCUCUACUGGAAUCUCUCUUGGCAAUGAACGUUCAAUAAACCGAUUAUCGAUUAAUACUUCGAGCAUUCUUUGAAAAGAGUGUAAAAAGAAAAAGAAAGAAAGGAAAAAGAAGAGGAAAAUUUACAUAAAUUCUCAAAUCGUCGAUAUGUAAUUCCCCAAGUUUCAUUAGUUCCCCAAGAGUCCUUAGAAUUUGAUCGAUUGCAACGAAGCUUUGAAAUAAAACGACGGGGAUACGAGCGAGAGAAAUGAAUUAUUCCGGAGAAGCUGUGGCAAAAAAUUAAGAAAGGAAGAAAGCGCGGGAUAAAACGAGACACGAAACGAAGAAACCGGGAACAAGGAUAGGAGAUAAAUAAGAGAAAUACAGGAGGAGGGAAGAAACAUGGAAGAAAUCGAUUAUACAGUGAUCAAUGGCGGAAAAUUGGGCGGCGGACACGUUUAUUGGCUGUGGCGGCCAUAAUAACUACGCGAUAAUAACGCGCAUUAUAUUCACGGCUCGUGCGUCAUAAGGCUUCGGACUGUCGGCACGGCGGUGACAUCGAUUCAGCAGACUGUCCAACGCGGUUAAAAUCUAAUUAUUCGAGCGACCCGUGUGAUGCGCCUCGAAACGAAAACGCGAAUUCACUCGCGUGGAGGAAGCCGACUCCGUGGAACGCCGACUUGUUCCAUCUCUUUUCUUUCGUACAUCAUCGAUCGUUCGCGGUGCGGUGUUAGUGAUCAGUGUCACUUGGUGAUGCAUGUCAAAAUUGGCUUUGGAAUCGUGUCACUUGGAAACACCAACCAGCAGUUUCCCGCAAAAGAUGGAAAGGCCGUCGCAGCACACGGCAAACGUGAGCCAAAUGCACGGAAGUGGUAUGCACGGCGUGUACUCGUCCAGCAGUCAAACAUCACUGACCACGUCUUAUAUCACGGGCCAGUCGUACGUUCAGAGCCAAAACUACGCUCACGGUCCUUACAAUUCAACGUCCAACGUGAGGGUAUACGCUCACGCGGGAUAUAACCAGCCGCAAAGCUACGGCACCAUGGUGCAGGGAUAUGGCGGUCAGCCACAAGCUACAGGGUAUCAACAGAAUCACCUUAAAAAAGGACCUGUACGUAACGGAGACGUGCUGAAGAGAUGCAGGCUACAGAAUGCGUAUGAAUUGUCUCAGGAUCUGCUGGAUAAACAGAUAGAGAUGCUGGAACGAAAAUACGGUGGCGUAAAAGCGAGAAAUGCUGCACUGACUAUUCAAAGAGCUUUUAGAAGAUACACUCUGUUAAAGAAAUUCGCAGCUAUCACCGCCAUGGCGAAAGCAGAGAAACGCCUUAGCAGAAAACUGCAAGAGACAUCGGAGAGAGUUCCAAACGCAAACGAGCACGAAAGGAUGGUUUAUCACAGUCAAAUUUAUAUACAACAACCACAGACAGCAAACAGGCCAAUGCCUAUCAGAAGCAUGUCUCUGAGAGAGAGGAGGCACGUGGAGAACUCGCAGUCACCGAUACCGAGGAGCCAAAGCGGCAGGUGCGAAGUUCAAAUCGCUGGUCAUCCACACGCGAAUCAUAAUAUACAUCAAAGUGGCAGACACACGCCUUCUCUGGCUCCCAGUCCUUGCAACAGACACCAACAAUUACCACCGAGUCCAUGCUGGGAGUCCAGCUCCCAAGAAAGCGGAUCUAGUAUGCAUUAUUACAAUCCACAGGAAACACUAUGUAGCAUCAGACAAGAGACACCGCCGAGAGAUCUACUACGAACACCAUGCACAUCACCAUCGACGCCUCAUAAUCUUCAAACACAAGUGGUUCAAAACUGGAAUAGCGCUGGUCAUCUUGGUUCCGCUGGUAGAACGAGAGGAUCAGCGAAAAAAGUACCGCCGGAAGUGCCAAAAAGAACGUCUUCCAUUACGUCCAGAUCUAUGGAACCACGUCACAAUGGUCUUAGCAAAAGCGUUGAAAAUGGUAGCCUAAGUUCGGUUCAGAGUUCUGGAAGCGAUUCCACUAAUUGCGAGAGUUCUGAAGGAGACGCUCAAAGAGGAUCACCUGUGUGGAAACAUAAAGGAAUCUCAAGUUCACCAGAGCAUCAGGAGUGCACUAACCAUACUACAGAUUCUAACGCUAUGAUAAAUAGCGUAAAAGAUCUUGGUCAUUCACAUGCCAGUUCCGGUUAUCAACUUCCGCUCAUGGAUCAUCCGGAAAAUAUACCUCAAACAAGCUAUAAAGUAUCGGAAACGGUUAGGAAACGUCAAUAUCGAGUGGGCUUAAAUUUAUUUAAUAAGAAACCAGAACGUGGGAUUAGUUAUUUGAUCAGAAGAGGAUUCUUGGAAAAUAGUCCUCAGGGUGUGGCUAGAUUUUUGAUUAGUAGAAAAGGAUUAUCCAAACAAAUGAUAGGAGAAUAUCUUGGAAAUCUUCAAAAUCCCUUCAAUAUGGCUGUACUUGAAUGUUUUUCGCAUGAAUUGGACCUAUCAGGAAUGCAAGUAGAUGUUGCCUUGAGAAAAUUUCAAGCAUACUUUCGAAUGCCUGGCGAAGCUCAAAAAAUAGAGAGAUUAAUGGAGGUGUUUAGCCAACGUUAUUGCCAAUGUAAUCCCGAUGUAGUAUCCAGGCUACGCUCAGCGGACACUGUCUUUGUAUUGGCCUUUGCAAUAAUCAUGCUGAAUACUGAUUUGCAUACACCAAAUUUAAAACCAGAGCGUAGAAUGAGGCUGGAUGAUUUUAUCAAGAAUCUUAGAGGAAUAGAUGAUUGUGGAGAUAUUGAUAAAGACAUAUUAGUUGGAAUUUAUGAGAGAGUGAAAGAAAAUGAAUUCAAACCUGGCUCAGACCAUGUUUCUCAAGUAAUGAAAGUUCAAGCGACGAUAGUUGGUAAAAAACCUAAUAUGGCUUUACCACAUAGAAGAUUAGUUUGUUACUGCAGAUUGUACGAGAUCCCAGAUAUUCACAAAAAAGAAAGACCGGGUGUACAUCAACGAGAAGUAUUUCUCUUCAAUGAUCUUCUCGUUGUGACAAAGAUUCUGAGUAAGAAGAAAAACAGUGUUACUUACACAUUUAGACAAAGUUUUCCAUUGUGCGGAAUGGUGGUUACACUGUUUGAAGUUCCUCAUUAUCCGUAUGGAAUUAGACUCUCUCAACGCGUGGAUGGAAAAGUAUUGGUCACAUUUAAUGCGAGAAACGCACACGAUAGAUGCAAGUUUGUUGAGGAUCUUAGAGAAUCUAUCAGUGAAAUGGACGAGAUGGAAACCUUACGGAUUGAGACGGAACUAGAACGACAGAAAAGCAGUAGAAGCGCUAGAGGUGGUGCUGAAAAUAGAGAUUCUGGAGUGGCAGACGUUGAGAUAUGUCCUUGCCCGGGGCCUUGUUCCGAAAGAUCGGAAACUACCGACAUGGACACUCAAUUGAAACGCUCUGCACUUAGUAAUUCUCUUUUGGAUAUACAUGAACAAUUUGCUGGUGAAAAACCACAGCGACGUGGAAGCGUGGGUUCACUUGAUAGUGGUAUGUCGAUUUCUUUUCAAUCUACAUCUGCCAGCUCAAUGAGCCAAGGCAUUAAACAUCCUGGACAAGUUCAUCCUAUACAUCCAGGGGCUACAAUCCCUGGUGGUGUUAAAGGAUUGGCUCAGCAGCCAUCUUUUUUAGGAGGUCUAUUCACCAAACGAGAACGAAAACUUUCACAAUCGGAGGAAUCCAACCCAUACAGUCGGACUACGGAAGUAUAAUAUAUUCUUUCGGUACUAUCUAAGAAAUAACAGACCGAAAUUCCUCAAAAAAACACAUAGAGUAAUAUUAUCUUACAUAGAAUAUAUUUCAAGUACAUAGAAUAUAGUAUUCAAAAUUUCAUGAGAAAAUAAAAUCAUGUUUAAAAUAUUUUCUAUAUAUUUAUAUAUAUCAUAGCAUUCAUUAUAAUAAUAUUAUGGCUAUGAUAUUAUAUAUAAUUAUGUAGACUAUAGUAAAAAUAUUAAAUCUUGAAUAUAUACAUUUUCUUGUGAAAACUCGAAUAAUAUAUUUUAAGUAUUUGCUGCCAAACAUGACUGGAUAAUUCAAAUAUCCAGUCUUCUUAUUAGAUGGAACACAUGAAUUCUUUUGCUUUCAAUUUUAAGGAAGUAAAUGGAUUUAUGGUGCUUUUAUACGUGAUUAAAGAAGCCAACUUAUCUUCAAGAUAAAGAAAAAAAGACAAGUGAUUCCCUAGUUAAAAUUCAAAAGCGUGCUUCAGGAAGCAACGCAAUGAAGGAAAAGAAGAAGAAAUAAAUAAAAUGCAACAAAAAAUAAGAAAGAUCUAAAAAUAAAAGAUCUAAAAGACCUAAGCAAUUGAAUGUAUAAAUUUAUUAGAUUGGGCAGGAUCCAAUCACAGUCAAAACAUAAAAAAAAAAAUUAAAUUUGGCAAGAUGAUAAAAAUAAAAUAAUUUCUAUAGAGGCGCGUGUAUAGUAUUUAUUCAUUCAAAAGUAAAAAAAAACAUUAAUUUGAUUCAUUUUUCUUAUACUAUUUAUAAUUAUUUCUAAUAGAGAGUUGUAUUCCCUUUAUGUAUGUAGAUAAUGUUCAGUUGGUCAUUUAAACUUUAUAACAGUUAUUGAUAAAUCAAGAUUAUUAAAUAAUGAAUUAAAAUCUUUUUAAUAAUUGAAUCUUUUUAAUAAUUUAAAGAAAAAUUAAAGAAAAAAAAAUAAAAAAGGAAUCGUUUAUGGAAAAAGAGUGGUUCUAGUGUAAUAUCGUGUUCUUUUCGAGCAAGUAUGGAUGUAGCUAUACUUGAACGAUUGUAUAUAAAAAAUAUAUAAUAGAUAUAUAAUGAUAAUUGUAUGAUUACAAUGAUAAUGAAAAUUCUGUAACAAAAAUAGAACCGUAGCCUAAGAAAACUGAUAAGCAAUCUUCAUCUCAAUAUUAGGUGCAUGUCAAUGUUUAACAAAUUUUUAAUAUCACAAUAAUGGACAAACAAAAAUGUAGCAAUCUUUAUAAGCAUUAAUAUUUAAAACCGAAAAAUGAGGCGUUUUUGUUGUAAAAAUACAUAAUUAAAAUGCGAAUGUUUAUGCAAAUGCAUAAAUUUUCAUAGAAAAUAUCUACAACAAUAAAACUUGAAUAGAAAUAUUUUUUUCAUAAUUAAAAAUAUAUUUUUUAUUUUGCAUAAUACAUAUGCUUUGCAUAUUUAUAUUUAACAUAUAUAGCAUGUGCAAAAAUAUAUUGUAUAUGUUAUUUAUGCAUAUGCAUAUAUUAUGUUUAUAUACUUAUAACUUUACUGUAACUUUUCAUUGAUUAACAAAUUAAUAUCAUUCGUAAAAAGAAUUUUUUUUAUUUUUAUAUCACUUCAUAUUGAAGCAUAUUAAAAAAUAUUUAAAAAAAUUAUUUUUUUAACGAAAUCUAUUUUAAUUAGAUAAGAUAUGCAGAUUAAAACAAUAUUAUUUUAUAUUGAAAAUUUUAAGAAGACGAAAAUUUAUCAAAUUAUUUUUUUUAAAUAAUCAAAAAUGAUAAAAUAAAUUUUGAAGCUCUAUCUAUUUAAUUCUAUGUUAAUAAAUAAUUUAAAUUUAAAAAAAGAAUUGCAAUUAAGAUUACAUAAGAAGUAUUCUAACAUAAUGAAAUUAGACAAAAUUUAAUAUUCAUUAAAAUUCAUUUGGAUAUUUUGAUAAAGGAAUUUUUGGUUCUUUUUUCAUUAAACGAUUCAAUAAAGAUAUUUUAAGUGAAUAAUUAUCUUAUUCAUUUAAAAAAUAUUUCUGAUGAUUUCUGAUAAAAAAUAAAGUGAAAUAAAAAUUAAUUAGAAAAAUAUAUAGAAUUUACUGCGUUAAUUAAAAUUUCUCAAAUAUUUUAAUGAAUUCAUAUAAAAAUCGAUAAAUGCGCCACAAUAGAUGCGUCACAAUAUUAAUGAAAUAAAUUUAAAUAUGUAUUAAUUAUUAAUUAUUUAUAUUGUAUCAUAAAAGCAUCAUUUUCCAUAUAAAAAUGAAUUUUUAUCAAUAAAUGUUAUCAUUUAACGCUAUUAAAUUUAGAGAAAAUGCUUGUAAUUUAUUAUAAUUCAAAUAAUUCAAAUCAAGUAUAUCAUAAUAAUUGCAAAACAUAUUCUUAAUAUUUGAUACAUUACAUUAAUAUGUAUACAUAAUACAUUAUAAUACAUUGUAUGUAUUAUAUCUUAUAUUGUACAUUAUAAAUAUGUAUUUUUUACAGAUAUACAAAUUUUUUUAUUCAUAUUUACAUAUUUUUCAUGUAUAAGUAUCAUAUGCUUUUUACAUAUUUAUCAAGCAUAAACAUUCGCAAUCUCAUUCGUCAUGUUUCACAAGUUUUGCUUGAGUAUUCGAAUCUUUAAGCAAUCUUUUUUUUCCAAAGCAGUGUAAGUACUAAUGAAAAAUUUAAAUUAAUUGAGUAGUUGGUUUCUCGUCUCGUAAUGUAUAAAUAAAACUCUCAGCAUCAUCUUAAAUAAUGUUACAAAAAUCUACUAUAAGUACUAUAACUUUAGGAGGCGGUUUAAGAAGAAAACUUGUAUGCCUUAUAUACUGCCACAUCUUAUUGUUAAGAGAUGAGAAACUGACCGAACAUUUUAAAGAUUAUGUAAUAGAAGUCUUUUUGAAGGCUACAGAACUAUAUUUGGAAAUAUAUAUAUUAGUAAUCACAAUAUCAAUUAAUAAUACUUAAAAAAAAAUUUAUUAAUUUCAAUUCAAAAUAAUAAACCAAUAAAAUUUGAUAUGAUAAAUUAUAAUUCAUUCAGAAUUUAGGAAUUUCUUUAUAUCAUGUUUAAUGUUACAUAUUUAAUCGUUUAAUAAUUUUUGUAUAAAUUUUUAAAUUUAUUUUCAUAUUAUUUUGAUAAAAAUCUUAGAAUAUAACUUUUUGUAAUGCUAUUGAUGAGCAUUCUAAUGUCUGAUUAUAAAUUACAUUUCCUUAUGUUUAUAUAGUUUAAAUUCUUCAGCUGUUUCAAAAAUAUGAUUUUGAAUUAAUAGCUUAUUUUUAAUGAAGGUAAAAAAAAAAAAAUACACAUUUAAAAUAAAAAGAAAGAUACAUAUUUGAAAUAAAAAUGAUAGAUUUUCAGAUAUAGUUAAAGUUUUUUACAUUUUACAUUUUAUAUUUCUUAUAUAAAAUUAUAGAAUUUGGCUUCUAUCAUAUUUCUUACUCUAUUUUACAAAUAAAAAAAUAACUUAUAAUAAUUACAUAUUAAAUAUUUAUAAAAUUUAAAAAUAUUUAGUCAUAUUGUUAAAACAAGAAUUGGUAUUAUAUUUCACAGUUGAAAAAAACAAAAUCUUGAGAACUUGAACACAACUGAAAUGAUUGAUUGGUUCAUUGUACAUAAGUUUCCAAACAAGUCUGUAGUCUUCAGCUUUAUUAAAUCUAGUCUUUCUCAUCAGGAGAGUUUUCUGAUUAUAUCAUAAUAUUUGCAAAAGAGAAUAAUAAUUCCAUUAAAGUUUGGCAGAAAAAUCUUAUAGCUUUUAAGGAUAUGGUUUACAAUAAAGAAUGUGAGAUCAAUUUAAUAAAAACUAAAGGAUCGCGUCAAUUUACGUGAAUAAUGAAAUAAAUUAUUCAUUUGAAUUUCUGAAACAAAAAAGAAAUCAGCAUAGAAAUUUUUCUGUGAUAAUCUUAUGAAUGAAAAAAAAAAAAAAGAAAAGACUGAUUAAAAAGAUCAUUUUCUAAGUCGUGUUUAGAGAGAAAUAUUUAUAAGAAAGUUUAAAAAAGAAAAAGGAAUCAUCAUAAACAUUCUUACAAGCUCAUUUAUUAUUUGCUGAUUUCUAUAAAUAUACAUAUGCAUUUCCAUUUUUAUUUAAAAAUGACGAAAUUAUUCAUUAACUUUUACUUCUUGUAUGGAAACAAAAAAACAAGAUUUUUCAAUCAUAUUUAUAAACACAGUUCAGUAUUCUCCAAACUUGUUUCUGCAUAUAUAGUUAUUUUAUAUCUUACAAUAAUUUUAUACAAUUCAAUUGAAUUGUAUAAAAGUGAAGUGGAAGAUCUCAUAUAUAGUAAGUGAAAAAUAUAAAUUUCAAUUUGACAUUAGUAAAAUUAGUGAGAAAUAUUACCAAAGUAGAAAUAUUAUAAAUUCCUUUAGAAUAAUUUACUUCAAAAAAAAAAUCGGAACAGUUUGGGAAUUGCAAGAACAAAAAAAAAGUAGUAACACUAUAUAUAAAGCAAUAUUAAAAACCAUCAUUAAUACGAAUUUAAUAUAUACUCGCGAAUUUAUAAUAACAUUGUUAGAUUUGAUUCAAUUUGACGCGAUCUUCAAAAAAUAACUUGUAAAAAUAGUAUCGAUAAACUUUUAUGCAUCAAAAGAAAAUAUUUGAUGAGAAAGUAAAUAAUUACAUUAUUAAUUAAGAAAUAACAAUCGCUCUUCAUACGAAAAUAUCGCCUCUUUUGUUAAUCUAAUCUGCUGUAUGCACAUUGUGUUAAUAAAGAACUAUGAGUCUGAAACAAA
Apis cerana (Asiatic honeybee) is the source of this 11737-nucleotide messenger RNA. RefSeq names its product Brefeldin-resistant Arf-GEF family protein schizo (gene siz). NCBI's taxonomy places the organism in Eukaryota, Metazoa, Arthropoda, Insecta, Hymenoptera, Apidae. Gene Ontology annotation, molecular function: guanyl-nucleotide exchange factor activity. Gene Ontology annotation, biological process: actin cytoskeleton organization; regulation of ARF protein signal transduction. The record is from RefSeq and is a predicted model, not a curated record.